AUGCUCUGUCAGCUUGAAACCAAGACCCGUAUCCAAUGGAUUCCGAUCCAUACUACGACGGCGAACAGUCGUGGAUAUCCCGCUGUUUUGUUCAAGGGCCAAGCCCGCUUUAGCGAGUUCUCAAUGGGUUCGAGCGGUCAACGAUGCACGCAGGGUUCAAGCGAUAAUGAGAUAACUGGUGCCUUCAUGGAGCCAUUUGGGUUUCUGCCCAGUAUAGUCAUUUAUGUUGGUGCAAUUCCGCAGAUAAUGCCGUUUUCUGUUUGGAGACCCGAAGGAUUACGGCAAUCACGCAUGCUGCAUGUGCAUUUUCCCCAUUCGUCAUUAUAA
Aspergillus chevalieri is the source of this 327-nucleotide messenger RNA. RefSeq lists its product as uncharacterized. The transcript has a single exon. NCBI's taxonomy places the organism in Eukaryota, Fungi, Ascomycota, Eurotiomycetes, Eurotiales, Aspergillaceae. The record is from RefSeq and is a predicted model, not a curated record. Bases 1 to 327 code for a protein of 108 amino acids.